Molecule: messenger RNA, 1233 nt
Organism: Blastocystis hominis
Lineage: Eukaryota; Bigyra; Opalinata; Blastocystidae
Exons: 2
Coding region: 1-1233 (410 amino acids)
Source: RefSeq, a predicted model, not a curated record
AUGUCUUUUCGUACUGAGAUUGAGAAUGCUAUUCACCAAGCCCGAUUGCAUCAGUUGUCGGGAGCUAUCGAACAAUGUCUGUUUGAUUACAUUAAUAUAUUGAAUCAAUUGGACAUAUUGCGAAAUACGGUAACAGGGGAUGAUCUUCAGUGGGUCAAUAUGACUUUUAACAGUACCUUUCAAGAAUACAACACGAUUCGUGCAACGAAUCCACAAGUGACCAUCACGGUGGGUCAAAUGCCUGCUUCGCAGGAAGUUGCCCCCUCGCAACCUGCUUUUGAGGCUGCACCUGCUCCGCAGAGUCAGGUGAGCCAGCCAGCUCUUCAACCGCAACCUCUCUUCCCCAUGUCCCUUCCAGCGAAUCCAACCCAAGCGAAUCCGGUUCCUCUCGCUAUGAAUCCUCCUGUAGAAGCGCAGCCUGCGUUCUCUACAAGCCCUGCCGGAAAUGUGGCAACUGAGGUUCCUGCGAGCACUGCGGGCAGUGAAAGCGCAGCAGCCCCUGGAAGCGAUUUUCUGACGAUGGUGUCAUCAGAAAUCCACGAGUUCGACGCGAAAUACAAAGUGAAGGAAAGUCUGAAGGAGAGCUUCGACCGCGGCGUGGCGAACGUGAAGGCCUGGUUCGCCGAGAAAUCGCUGAAGGACCGCAUGAGCGACGGCCUGCACGACACGGAGCAGUGGCUGCGCGACAACAUGACCAAAGACAAAGUCGCCUCCGGCUUUCGCUCCGCGUCCUUCGUCGUCAUCCGCGGCGCCGUCCGCAUCUCCGCAGGCAUUUCCGACGGGCUCAGCCGGCUCCUCGCGCGCAUGGAGGCGCCGGAGAACGCCGACGGGAACAACAAUAGGAACAAUAAUCCCAAUGCCGCGCUCCUGCUGGACCCCGCCGAUUGCUUGGAGAGUCCGGACACUACCGCCGCCGCCCUCCACGGAGAAAACGGAGAAACCGUGGAAACCGUGGAAACGGGGAAACAGGUAGGGAACGAAGUCCCGGGUGCGCCGUCCCUGCCCUUGAAUCCAAUACCCAUGAACCCUUCCGUGCCCAUAAACCAACCCAUGAACCAACCUAUAAACCAACCCAUGAACCAACCGGCCAAUUUAUCCAUGCCUAUGAACCAACCGGUGAACCCUUCUGUGCCUGUGAACCAACCGGCCAAUCCCUCUGUGCCGAUGAAUGCUUCUGUGCCCACGGGCCAAGCGGUGAACCAGCCGAUGGAGUCUUCGAUGAAUGUGAAUUAG